GUGAUAAAGAGAAGGGAUCACAGCAUAUCAAUCCGUAUGUGUGAGGCUUUGUACUUUGGAGAGUUCUUGCGAUCACCGGACAUGGCGUUAUUCACCAGAUAUUCGGCAGUCCAUCGCAUCACCCAUUAUUUCCGUCCAGUAAUCCUUAGCCCAGCUGGUACAGAUUACCUUACAUGUACCAUAAAACGAAGACUCAGUUCCGACGCCCCAUCAGAGUUCACCGGACCUAACGCAUAUGAGAUCUUAGGCGUCUCCGAGACCAGCUCUUUCUCAGAAAUCAAAUCUUCCUUCCGUAAAUUGGCUAAGGAGACUCAUCCUGACCUUGCUCAGUCACAACCCGAUUCAUCCGCUUCCAAACGAUUCAUUGAAAUUCUCGCUGCUUAUGAGAUACUAUCUGACUCUGAUAAAAGGACACAUUAUGAUCAGUAUCUCGUGUCUCAGAGAACAGUUGUUCAGAAGCAGGCAAGGCAAGGCCCAGUUAUGUAUAAGUAUGAAUCUGAUAGACUCAUAGAGAGAGAAAUGGAAGUUGUUGAAUGGUUGAGGUGGUAUAGACAUGCGAUAAACGAUAUAGUGUCACAGAAAAGAGAGGUGGCUGGCUCAAGCUAUUUUGAUGUAUUGGAAAGGGAUUUCCACUCAGCUAUACAUGCAGCAUUUUAUGGCCCUGAAAUUGAAUCAAUGCAUCUGCUUCCUGAAUGCUUUGAAGCUGAAGAGAGGUCCAUGCCUUUUACAUCAGACAUUCUACACUUAGUCUCAGGGCGUGACCUCUUUGGGAUGGUACGUGUUGCCAACACAAAAAAGUUAACAUCUUUUGAAGAUGAUCCUUUCUGCUCUCUUAACAAUAUCAGCACAGAAAUACAUUCAACUCUAACUGCAAGUGGACAGUGUCAACGAAAAGAUAGAUGUGUUGGCUACUAUGAAUCAGAUGCAUAUAAGGAUUUAGAGCUGCAUAUAUCCGGGAAGGUUGUUGCUAUUGCCAGUCGGGUUCCGCCGAAGGGUAGUACUAAUCAGGCACAAAACAAGGAUGCGGACGAUCUCAUUCAUGUUUACCUCACUUCCCAUGAACACGAAACAUGUGACCUAUGGCUGCGUAAUGAUAUCAAUGCAGAUGGUCCAGAGGGAUCCAGGAUUUUGUUAGGAACAGUAAAUGGAAUGGGGACAAGCCCUGAGGAAGGGUCAUGCGAUGUCUAUGAUCAUAAUGGUGUGCAAACUCAUGUGAUUAUGAAACAUAGGACACUGUUGGUGAAACACAUGCACUGGUACCAAACAGGGGAUAAAGUUUCUCUUUGUGAAUGCAGAUGCAGUAGAGCUCGCUUGCCUCCCAGCAAAUUUUGGUUGUUUGAACCUCGCUGUGGCAUGCACGAUAUUGGAGGUUGGUACGUGGAGACAUUCGGUCGGGAUAAGAAAGGUCGGACCGUCCCAUCCCAGAGGUAUUGGGAUGGUUUGGAUGUAAAUGAUCAUUCUGACAAGAAACUUCACCCAGCAAUGUAUUUGUUUGCACUUGCCUAUAGAACUCUAGAUAUUGAAGAGGCAAGACACAGGAGGCGAAGUAUGAAGGAUAUGGUUGAAGAUAAAAUGCUUAAAAUUUUCAAUUGGUGCAAGGCUCGUGUGUUAAGGGUGUGAAAUAAUCAGUUUACAUAUAUAAUUAUUUAUUAAUUCAUUUCUAUGGCGGAGAGAUUCAUUCCUUCGCACCUUAAUGUCCAUUGGAGAUGAAGAUUACUUCUACAGUUCAACAAAGCAAAAAAAUUGACAAUGGCAGACCCCUUCUCAAAGAAGGCCACCCCGUUUCAAUGGAGCUCAUAUUCACGGGCAUCGGGUGAUCCGAAGUUCGAACCUAAUGGCUAUCAGGACCUACUGUGACUUAUAUCUGCCGAAAACGAGGUGCAGAAGGAGGUGUUGUCCAUUUCUAAUGUAUAUUGAUUCUUGAAAUAUGUCCAUUUCUUAUAGGUAUCAUCAAAAUACGUCCAUUUUCAUGUAGAAAAUGCUCUUCUCCUCCCUGGUACGGGAAAACAUCCGGCAGAGUGAUUCACAAAAAAGUGGGGUCGGGUGGAGGAUGGAUGAGGAUUGGGUGUGUAGAAGAGAGGUAGAAAGUGAAAACAAAUGGAGGGUGUAGUUGUGUAAAUGAUGAGGAAUGAAAGCAAUAUACCUUUUAUGUGUGCACUAGUUACGGGAAGAAAAUUGCAAAUUUCCCUUCUAAAAAACUAUAACAUAAUUUCAAGAAGGCGAUAUCUUGCCUUAAUAUGUCUUAAAUUCCUUUAUUGCAGAGUCACAAGUGUCAAUUGAAAAUGUAAAUACGGAAACACGAGUUUAAUCUGACACUUCGUAUAUUGUUAUAUUCUAUGUGUAUAGAUAUAGUUUUAUUAUAAACGGUAGAUGCC
Cuscuta epithymum is the source of this 2375-nucleotide messenger RNA. Lineage: Eukaryota; Viridiplantae; Streptophyta; Magnoliopsida; Solanales; Convolvulaceae. The record is from the annotation of a GenBank genome assembly.